This is a messenger RNA of Grammomys surdaster, 2672 nucleotides long. It is a transcript of the gene Fam114a2, whose product is annotated as family with sequence similarity 114 member A2. The record is from RefSeq and is a predicted model, not a curated record. The coding region runs from base 65 to 1573 and encodes 502 amino acids. The transcript has 14 exons. Lineage: Eukaryota; Metazoa; Chordata; Mammalia; Rodentia; Muridae.
AGUACUUCCGCGACGGUCGGAUCGGCGAGCGGGCGGCGGUGGCCGCGCAGGUGAUGUUGUAGUCAUGUCAGAUAAGGAUGCUACAGAGUCUCCAGUGGUAACCGAAGCAGCCUCGAUCCUUAAAGAUGAGAACUGUGAGCCAGUGGAGAAGCCAGAGAAUAAGUCUCAGCCUGUAGUAUCUACCCGGAAAAGACCAGAGACCAAACCUUCCAGUGACCUUGAGGCUUCUGAACUUCUUCCUGCUCAGGUUUCACAGGCUAUAGCCAAAGAGACAGCUUCUAAAGAUGCACCUCAGACUGGAUGGGGUUAUUGGGGCAGCUGGGGCAAGUCUCUACUCUCCUCAGCUUCAGCUACGGUAGCUACAGUAGGACAAGGUAUUUCAACUGUCAUUGAGAAGGCUGAGACAUCUCUUGGGAUUCCUAGCCCCACUGAAAUUUCAGCUGAAGUCAAGCAAGCAGCAGGAGAAACGAAUGCUGGUGAGAAUGGAAGCUUACUAGUGACUGGGCCAUUUGGGAUGCUCUCGACCAUCUCAACAGCUGUGCAGAGCACGGGCAAGAGUGUUAUCAGUGGGGGUUUGGAUGCCUUGGAAUUCAUUGGGAAGAAGACAAUGGAUGUCAUAGCAGAAGGAGAUCCUGGAUUUAAAAGAACCAAGGGCCUGAUGAACCGGAAUUCUACACUGUCACAGGUUUUACGAGAGGCAAAGGAUAAAGAAGAACAGUGGCCUUCCAGUGAGGUAACCAUGGAAACAGACAAGAAAACUCAUUAUGGGCUACUCUUUGAUGAGUUUCAAGGCCUUUCACAUCUAGAAGCUCUGGAGAUGCUUUCCCGAGAAAGUGAAAUAAAGGUGAAAUCUAUCCUUAGUUCUCUGAGUGGAGAAGAACUCCAGACAACCAGACUUGAGCUAGAGCAGCUCAAAGAAGCAUUUUCCCUAGCAGAGUUCUGUGAGGAAGAGGAGGAGGAGAGACAAGGAGAUGACGAGUUUACCAAGGAGAUAACAGAACUGUUUGCUCAGCUUCACGUCUCUUCCCGACCAGAGAAACUGGCCAAGGCAAGAAAUACAGCCUACGAAUGGAUCAGGACAUCUCUGGCUAAUCCAGUAGCAGAGAAAGAAGAAGGAGAACAACAGUUGGAGGCAAAAAAUACUAAGGAAGCCCAGAAACAUUCAAUAGAGGAUAUCCAUGCAUUUGCAAUCCGGAGCUUAGCAGAGUUCACUGCCUGCUCAAUUGAGUUGUUCCACAAAACAGCAGCACUGAUUCUGCAUGGCCAGAGACAGGAGGUGACAGCUUUAGAGAGGAGCCAGACUCUCUCCCAAAUGACAGUCAUGCUGUGUAAAGACCUGGCCUCUCUGUCUAAAGAGUUCACCACCUGCCUGACCACAGCUGGGGUCAGAGAGAAGGCUGAUGUUCUUAAUCCACUAAUCACUGCAGUGUUUCUGGAGGCCUCAAACAGUGCCUCCUACAUUCAAGAUGCCUUCCAGCUCCUCCUGCCCGUGCUGCAGAUCUCUCUCGUCGAGAGCAAGACAGAGUCACCCAGGUGUGAGCUAUCAGCCCAGAGACCUCUGACAGAGCACUGAGGAGCAGAGAAGAGUCUGCCUGAGAUCAUGAUAGCCAAGAAAUCUGACUUUGCUCAGGGACACCCUGCAGCCAGAGCGAGACAUAGUACUGAGUGUGAGAGCCUGGGCAGGGCGCAGACUCCCAGGGGUGCUUGCUUCUCGAUGUAGCUGCUGUGCUCGGCUGCUCACACUGCUCUCUCUUCCCAGCCUUAUAAGUAAAACAAAACAAAACAAAACAAAACAAAACAAAACAAAACAAAACAAAACGUAUUCCAGGAAAGUCAGUGGGACAUUCUGGCAAAAAUGCUGGACUUUCUUAGAAAGGUCAGAAAACACUAAAGACUGUCAUGGAUGUCAUUUGUAGCCAGUGGUAAAGUUGUUAAACAGGAGAGAUCAAAACCUCAAUUCGGUAUCCUGGGGUUUAUAACAUUCUUCGUACCCUGGAGUUUGGGUUUUCUCCUUUGCAGAAUAAAGCCUGUGGCUUUUAGAAAACUGAGACUAGAUUAGCCCUAAGUGGGAUGGUCGGACAGAACUGUCUGCCCUUUCACCUCCAGCUGUUUGGCAUGGAGCCACGUGUAUGAACCACAGCAAAGUGCCCUUUGACUUCAAAUGACUCUUUUCCCAGUGAGACCACUGCUCAAUCCAACUCAAGGGCAUGCAGCUGCAUGUCUGCAGGUGCUCUGCGGCUCUCCAGGCUGCAUUGUGCACACCCUGCCUGAGGCUGCAUUCAUGCAGGGUGCAUCCUUCAGCUGCCAACUCCAGAGCCAGAGGAGGCUCUUUUGGUGAUGGGGUUUUGUUGAGUCCUGUGAAGAUGUUCACUUACCACAGGAUUUAGCCGCAGGCGUUUCCCCUCAUUGUUCCUUAGUUUUGAUGUAUCUGUUACUGUGCUUUGAGAAGAGCUCACCUGCCGUCCUGUACUCUGAAGCCUGCCCUGCAGUUCUCAACAGUUAAAAGCUAUUUUGGUAUCUGGGCUUUUUGAAAAUGUUCAUUAACUUUUUGAUUUUUUAGUGGCUCUGGUAACUUUUGGGAGCCCCGUCCUUCAUCUUUGAAACCAUUAAAAUAAAAUAUAAUUAACGUGUGGUAUUUAAGAAAUAUCUAGAAUUAAAAUAUUUUACUUUAA